AGUCAUUUUAAAAACCGCCCGAAAAUAAUAUGUUUCGAUAUAAUACUCGGAAAUUAUGUUUAUGCUUGGUGCUCGUGCUGUUGGUUUUUAUAUUAGCAAACCACAGGUCGAACUACUCAAAGGAAAAACCCAUUGAUAAAACCUGGCAGAUCGAUAUAGAGCCCGUAACACGGAUCACUCUCAACAACACUGAGCAGACUAAAUGGGAGGUUCCGAAAAAUGUCCUCGAAAGGUUCUUCGUCUUUAGUCCGAAAUGUAAGAUGCCAAGGGUCGAUCCGUUGGUAAUGGGGUUUCCUGAACUGACCCCCUUAAGAUUCAAAUCCUGCACGAACGAGCCGAGUUUGGUCAGCGUUAUCUACGACCGUACCAAGAAGCACUAUAUGCUGCACCUGAACAUGGAUGUAUCUUUGAAUCACUUUGCCGACUAUUCGUGUUUUGGGUGUACGUACUUAGAGGUAGUUUCCGGAGAAACCGAUGUUUUUGCUUAUGUGGCAUCUCCGGAGUAUUUCCACCAGGACUGGAUAGUGCCAAGUCACUUUCUGGGAGUGAUAGUCGAGUGUCACGAGAUGGCGAACAAGUCGCGGGUUUUGCAGCGUGAUGCCUUCUCGUUUGUUCAGCACCUGAAGAAUCGAAACGAGGAGAACGAUCGGAAAAGGGGUGCCACGUACCCCAGUGUGUUUCUCUUCGGGAUCGACAGUAUGUCGCGCAUGAACUUCCGGCGGAGCAUGCCACUCACCUCGGCAUUCGUCAGCCAGACGGGAUGGUUCGAGAUGGAGGGCUAUAACAAGGUCGGCGACAAUACCCUGCCGAACUUAAUGGCCAUCCUUACGGGCCGUACUCCGAGGCAGUGGCGUACCCAAUGUGAUGUGCGAGUGUCCGGCUGCCUGGACAGCCUUGUCUUUCUGUGGAACCACUUCCACAACGCCGGCUAUCUAACAGCCUAUGCCGAGGACUUGUCUUCGAUCUCCACCUUCAACUACUUGAAAAUGGGUUUCAAGCAUCCCCCGGUGGACUUCUAUUUGCGGCCCUUUCUCGUGGUCAUUGAGCGGCUUCUGCAGACGGUGGAGUACUUUGGCUUCAAAUACUGCGUGGGCAGAAGGCACAGCUUCAGCUAUGUCUUCGAUUUUGCCAAGCAGCUGAUAGAGCGUUUUGUACUCGAGCAACCGAAACCGAUUUUUGGCUUAUUUUGGACGAACAGCUUCACUCACGAUGACUUUCGCGGAGGAGCCAAUCUGGACGGCCUGUUCGCUCGCUACAUGGAGCAGUUCAAGGACUACGGGUUGUUCGAAAGAUCCAUUGUGAUACUCCUCAGUGAUCAUGGCUCUAGAUACGGACCUCUGGCAGAGCACUAUACUGGAUUUCUGGAGGAGCGCCAGCCCAUGUUGCACAUAUACCUACCACCCUGGUAUCGAAGGCGAUAUCCAUCGGUAGAAAAGGCACUCAUUUUAAACAGAAACCGCCUAAGUUCCAAUUACGAUCUGCAUCUCGGUAUACAGCAAUUACUCAAGCAAACUCAUCCAAGACUUUCUUUUAUGAGGAGCGUCAAAUGCGAUUAUUGUCGAUCUAUUCUGAAAGUCCUGCCGAGUAAUCGAAGCUGCUCGGAUGCCGGCAUUCCCGACCAUUGGUGCACUUGCAAGCCCUUUGUGAAGGUCAGACUCACCCUCCCUAUCCUAAGACUCACCAAGUUGACUGUGAGUCGGAUGAACAGGUAUUUGAAGAUGCUGAAUGUCGACGGCGAUUGUCAUCGCAUCAAGUUGAAUAGAGUUUUAAAGGCCGACCGACAACUGCACUUCGAUGAGUCUGGAAACAAAGUGCAAUCUCCUGAUAAUGUGGAGACCUACAGCAUUCUCUUUACCACCAAACCAAAUAAUGCCACAUUUAGGGCUAUCGUGUAUAGCAGUGCGGACAAUGAUGUUGUGACCAUUCAAAUGGAUAGAAUCAGUCGCCUCAAUUCCUACCACAACGAGUCGUAUUGUGUGGAGGAUGCUCUGGCAAAGAAAUUCUGCUUGUGUUAUAAGGAACAGUUCCUAAAACUUGGGGAAAGCGGGCCCUCAAAAGUGAGAAAAGUGAAAUAUAAAUUUCAGGAGAACGAGGACGACUAUUAUGAUGAAGCUAAACAACCUACUCACUAUUUUUAAAAAUCCC
This is a messenger RNA of Drosophila biarmipes, 2145 nucleotides long. RefSeq lists its product as uncharacterized. Lineage: Eukaryota; Metazoa; Arthropoda; Insecta; Diptera; Drosophilidae. The record is from RefSeq and is a predicted model, not a curated record. The transcript is spliced from 2 exons. The coding region runs from base 30 to 2138 and encodes 702 amino acids.